AGAGACAUCUGGCAGCACCAAGAGUCUCAGAAAUCAGGAGGCUCUCCCUCUGAUGGGACCUGCACGCUUCCAUGGUGUUUUAAGAGAGGAUACGGUGGGAAGAAAGCAGAGGACUGAGGGCUAGUGGUCCUCGCUCCUCACUCGGGCUCCCCUGCUAACUGGAGCCGCUUCUCUCCGUGGGCCUCCCUCAUUGAGACAGUUGAUAUCUCACAGGACGGCUUCGAAUACCCUAGCAGUCUGUGAUCCCAGGAGCCCCCGAUCCCCCCACCCCUCCACGGGCCUAGCCGAGGCUGGGGAGCGAGUGGAGGUCAGGAGCGUGGAGGCCAGCCCCGGCCCCAUGGACCUGCCCCCGCAGCUCUCCUUCGCCCUCUACGUGGCCGCCUUUGCACUGGGCUUCCCACUCAACGCCCUGGCCAUUGGGGGCGCCGUGUCCCAUGCCCGGCUCCGCCUCACCCCCAGCCUUGUCUAUGCCCUCCACCUAGGCUGCUCUGACCUCCUGCUGGCAGCCUCUCUGCCCCUGAAGGCGGUGGAGGCCCUGGCCUUGGGUGCCUGGCCUCUGCCGGCCUCGCUCUGUCCUGCCUUUGCCCUGGCCCACUUUGCUCCGCUCUAUGCUGGCGGGGGCUUCCUGGCUGCCUUGAGUGUCGGCCGCUACCUGGGGGCUGCCUUCCCCUUGGGGUACCAAGCUGCCCGGAGGCCGCGUUAUUCCUGGGGUGUGUGUGUGGCCAUAUGGGCCCUUGUCCUCUGUCACCUGGGGCUGGUCUUUGGGUUGGAGGCUCCAGGAGGCUGGACAGACAAUACCAACAGCUCCCUGGGCAUCAACACGCCAGUGAACGGCUCUCCGGUCUGCCUGGAGGCCUGGGACCCGGCCUCAGCGGGCCCUGCUCGCCUCAGCCUUUCUCUCCUGCUCUUCUUCCUCCCCCUGACCAUCACGGCCUUCUGUUACGUGGGCUGCCUCCGGGCACUGGCCCGGUCAGGCCUGAGCCACAGACGGAAGCUGAGGGCAGCCUGGGUGGCCGGCGGGGCUCUGCUCACACUGCUGCUCUGCUUAGGGCCUUACAACGCCUCCAACGUGGCUGCCUUCCUGCACCCCGACAUGGGGGGCCACUGGCGGAAACUGGGGCUCAUCAUGGGUGCCUGGAGUGUGGUGCUCAACCCGUUGGUGACUGGCUACCUGGGAGGGGGUGCCGGCCGGGCGACAAGUGUGGCGAGAACGAAAGGAGGGACAUCCCAGAAGCAGCAGCCGCCGCUGGAGAGAAGGGGCACGGAGCAGGGGAGGCCGGCUGCUCUCGCAGGCCCCUGAUGGGGACUGAGCCGAAGGAACUGCAGGGCGGCCUUGCCUGGAAGCACCCUUGGAACCGCUUAUGGGAAGAACUGAGCCUGGCCGAAGACCACAUCCCAGUGGAGGGAAGACGGAGGCCAGGGGCCAGGUCACAGGAGGAAGGUAAGCUUGCCUCCGCAUACAUCAGCGUGACUCCCCACCUCUGCUACCUUCCACUUGUGCCUAAAACAGUAUCUA
This is a messenger RNA of Felis catus (domestic cat), 1516 nucleotides long. It is a transcript of the gene FFAR1, whose product is annotated as free fatty acid receptor 1. The record is from RefSeq and is marked provisional. Lineage: Eukaryota; Metazoa; Chordata; Mammalia; Carnivora; Felidae. Gene Ontology annotation, biological process: positive regulation of calcium ion transport; G protein-coupled receptor signaling pathway; positive regulation of cytosolic calcium ion concentration. Gene Ontology annotation, molecular function: bioactive lipid receptor activity. Gene Ontology annotation, cellular component: plasma membrane.